Cyprinus carpio (common carp) is the source of this 665-nucleotide messenger RNA. RefSeq names its product prostate-associated microseminoprotein. The record is from RefSeq and is a predicted model, not a curated record. NCBI's taxonomy places the organism in Eukaryota, Metazoa, Chordata, Actinopteri, Cypriniformes, Cyprinidae.
CAGAAAGAAAGAAAAGAGAGAAAGAAUAGAGUGAGGAUAAACAUAAAUGACAGAGUGGGGGAGUGGUGAAGACGAGAUGAGAGAAAUGCAGGUAUAUAAAGCUGCUGUAUGACAGAGCAUCAGGGAGAACACGUGAACACAUUUCCAGACUGAGAACACCAGACGAGGACAGAGGACGAAAACAGGAAACUAGGGAAAAAGGAAGAAUCCUGAAAGACAUGCAAACAAACGAGAUGAAGGUUUUACAAGCUGUGUUUUGCGUGGUUAGCGUCCUUCAGCUCUGUCAUCAUGGAGUAUCCAGCAGUGGAGAAUGCUACUUCAACGCAAAAGCCAGCUGUGAGCACAACGGUCGUGUUUUUGACAUCGGGGAGGCCUGGGUAAAUGAUGAAUGUUUCCAGUGUGUGUGUUUCGAGCCUUUUGGAGUGGGCUGCUGUGAACAUGGAAAGCAGCCAGUCGAUUUCCCGCCCUGGUGCGAGGCCAUUAGAAAACCAGAUUCCUGCACAGUUGCUGUGGUGAUGAAGGCCAACCAUAAACUUCCCUGUCUGUUUGGGGGGAAAACACGCCUGUGGAAAUCAGAGAACGACCCACUCUUAGAUUGCACUACUGAAUUCACUCAUGCAAAACACAGUUUCAUUUAAAUCUACUUCACCAUGUUUCACAAUGUA